AUGAAGACAGAUUACUAUGAACUUUUGGGAGUAUCCGAGUCUGCCACUUCUGUUGAACUGAAAAAGGCUUACAGAAAGAAGGCAUUACUUCUCCAUCCAGAUAAAAAUCCAGACGACAUUGAACACACUACCAGAUUGUUCAAUGAAGUGAGAGUGGCAUAUGAAACCCUAUCUGACCCACAGGAAAGAUCAUGGUAUGACUCCCAUAAGUUCCAGAUCUUAAUGGAAGAUGGUGAUGAGCAAAGCAGUUCAGCUUGCUAUUAUGAAGACGAAACCAACAUGUAUUAUGCGGGGACAACUGUUGAAGACAUCGAAAAAUAUAUGAAUAGCAAUUUAUAUAAAAAUUUUGAUGAUUCGAUUAAUGGGUUCUAUAGCAUAGUCAGCGUACUGUUUGAUAAGAUUGCUUCAGAAGAAGUGACUGCAGGUAAACAACAGAAGAUUCCAGAAUUUGCAAAGUAUAAAGAUGAUACUUCUUUUGCGACGGUUUGUGACCCAAAGGAGCUACUUUACCCCAGGAUAGGCAAUUCAAAAAACGACUUUGAAGAUACUAGAAUGUUUUAUAAAGUUUGGUCCGGUUUUCAGAGUGUGAAAACAUUUGCUUGGUGUGAUGAGUACAGAUAUUCGACUGCACCAGACAGAAGGACAAGAAGAAUCAUGGAAAAAGAAAACAAGAAAUUAAGAGACACUGCCAAAAAGAAUUAUAACGAUGCUGUGAAGAAAUUUGUUGCAUAUAUCAAAAAACUCGAUCCGAGAAUGGAUCCCAAAUUUAGGAGACAAUAUGAAAGGCAGAAACUUUCUAAGCAAAGAGAAGAACUCAAGAAACAGGCGGAAAUUGAAAAGCAGGAAAGGCAAAGACAGAGACAACUUUUCGAGGAGCAAGAUUGGCAGGCCAUCGAUCCAGAUGAUUUAGCAGAAAUUGAGGCUCAGCUUGACAAAAUCUAUUCAGAGGAGAAAGAUAUUGACGAUGCAUCUGCAGAUGAGGCAAAUGCUGACAUUUUUGAGUGUGUUAUCUGUAACAAGGUCUUCAAGAGUGAAAAACAAUUUGAAGAUCAUGAAAGAUCUAAAAAGCACCUAAAGUUACUGAAGCAACUGAAAUGGGAAAUGAAAAAAGAAGGAAUUGAGCUUGGAAUAGAUGAAGAUGGCUACAUCAAUGAAGGUCUGGAUGAUGAGGAUUUAGGCGCCAGUGAUGAGUUUGAUGAUGCCUUGGAGACUCUAAGUGAUUUAGAUGAGUUAACCAAUGAAGAACUCGAAGCGAUGAUUCAGAGUCAAUUGGAAGAACAACAAGUUCAAGAAGCCCUGUUUGGUGAGGAAACACUUGAGGAAAAUGCUGUUUGUGAUGAAGCGAAACAUAAAGACAAUGAAUCACAAAACAUAGUAUGUGAGUCCGAGGAAGAAAUCGACUAUUUGCUGAAUGAUGAUCUUUAUGAUUCGAACCACAACGAAGAACGUAGAUCUCAGAAAGAGCUACGAAGAAAUAAGACUGAAAGGAAAUUAGAAGAGUUAUCUAACCUUCUGAAUGGUGCAGUUCUAUCUGAUGAUGAUGAGGAAGCAUGGUGUAAUCAAAAAGUGAAAGCAAAGAAGGGAAAGACAAAACCUAAGAUUAACAACACCCGGAAUAAGGCCACUACAAAUACGGAAGCUUGUUCAGUUUGUAAGGAAACGUUUUCUUCUCGUAAUAAGCUGUUUCAACAUGUCAAUAGCACAGGCCACGCUGCCCCUAUUUCUAAAGUGAAAAAAAAUAAACGAAGUAAAAAAUGA
Messenger RNA from Pichia kudriavzevii, 1758 nucleotides. RefSeq lists its product as uncharacterized. Gene Ontology annotation, molecular function: nucleic acid binding; zinc ion binding. The transcript has a single exon. The coding region runs from base 1 to 1758 and encodes 585 amino acids. Gene Ontology annotation, cellular component: cytoplasm. NCBI's taxonomy places the organism in Eukaryota, Fungi, Ascomycota, Pichiomycetes, Pichiales, Pichiaceae. The record is from RefSeq and is a predicted model, not a curated record.